This is a messenger RNA of Puccinia graminis f. sp. tritici CRL 75-36-700-3, 453 nucleotides long. RefSeq lists its product as uncharacterized. The record is from RefSeq and is a predicted model, not a curated record. The coding region runs from base 231 to 413 and encodes 60 amino acids. Lineage: Eukaryota; Fungi; Basidiomycota; Pucciniomycetes; Pucciniales; Pucciniaceae. The transcript is spliced from 2 exons.
CAAGUCAGUCCCGAAUCCCACAAUCAAAUGUCCCUCUUACUACAACAGUUUUUGGUUGGGUGGCUGCUUUGAAGGCGAAGAAUGAUUCGAUGGUCUUAAAAAAAACAACUUAACUUACAUUACAUCUAACCACUGACGGACCAUCCUCGACUUCACCAUCCUCCACACCACUCCUUCAAGAAAGAUGCUCCGAACAGUAACACUCACAAGUGAUGAUGAUAUAAACAACCAUGACCACCAGCUCGAAGAAGAAGAAGAAAAAGAAAAAGUACUCGAACAUCUCCAAGAAGACUCCGAGGAGGAGGAGGAGGAGGAUGCAGUGGUUUAUCGAUCAUCAGACCAUCAACUACUCAUUCUCGGCCAGGCUUCAAGUGAUCCUCAAGAAGUACAACCCUCUCCAGAACCACUUCUGACUCUUCUUCUUGCCAACACUAGUAGUCAACAGCCCAAUCU